Messenger RNA from Condylura cristata (star-nosed mole), 1866 nucleotides. It is a transcript of the gene MAEL, whose product is annotated as maelstrom spermatogenic transposon silencer. The transcript has 12 exons. Lineage: Eukaryota; Metazoa; Chordata; Mammalia; Eulipotyphla; Talpidae. Gene Ontology annotation, molecular function: sequence-specific DNA binding. The coding region runs from base 201 to 1502 and encodes 433 amino acids. Gene Ontology annotation, cellular component: P granule; nucleus. The record is from RefSeq and is a predicted model, not a curated record. Gene Ontology annotation, biological process: spermatogenesis; negative regulation of DNA-templated transcription; regulation of miRNA-mediated gene silencing.
GCACGAGGAAAGCUCCUCCAGUCACAGGCUGCUUUUCUCUCUGCUGGGUCAGGGCGGCUGCGCGCUGCGCCCUGAUUGGCUGAGAGCUGGGGGUCUUGAGCGCGCAAGCGCAUGCCUCGGUUACUAAGGGCGGGAGCCCGGCGAGGGCGCCGGCGGCUUGUGCUGUCUCUGGUCCCCUACGAAGCCUGUCCCCGCUCACCAUGCCGAACCGCAGGGCCAGCCGUAAUGCCUACUAUUUCUUUGUGCAGGAGAAGAUUCCCGAACUCAGGCGGCGGGGCCUGCCGGUGGCUCGCGUAGCUGAUGCCAUCCCCUACUGCUCUUCUGACUGGGCGCUCUUGAGUGAGGAAGAAAAGGAGAAAUACGCAGAAAUGGCUCGAGAAUGGAGGGCUGCCCAGGGGAAGGAGUCUGGGCCUGUAGAGAAGCAGAAACCUGUUUCCACACAACUGAGGCGACCAGGCAUGCUUGUACCAAAGCAGGAUGUUUCACCCCCAGAUAUGUCAAGUUUGUCUCUAAAAAGUGAUCAAGCUCUCCUUGGAAGCAUUUUUUAUUUUUUGAACAUUUUUAGCCAUGGUGAGCUACCUCCUCAUUGUGAACAGCGCUUCCUCCCUUGUGAAAUAGGCUGUGUUAAAUAUUCUCUUCAGGAAGGCAUUAUGGCAGAUUUCCACAGUUUUAUAAAUCCUGGUGAAAUUCCACGAGGAUUUCGGUUUCAUUGUCAGGCUGCAAGUGAUUCCAGCCACAAGAUUCCUAUUUCAAACUUUGAAUCUGGGCAUGACCAAGCAACUGUGUUAAAAAAGCUUUAUCGAUUUAUUCACCCAUACCCAGGGAAUUGGCCACCUAUCUACUGCAAGUCUGAUGAUAGAGCCAGAGUGAAUUGGUGUUUGAAGCAUAUGGCGAAAGCAUCCGACAUCAGGCAAGAUCUAGAACUUCUCACUGUAGAGGAUCUUGUAGUGGGGAUCUACCAGCAAAAAUUUCUCAAAGAACCCUCGAAAACCUGGGUUCGGAGCCUCCUAGAUGUGGCCAUGUGGGAUUAUUCUAGCAACACAAGGUGCAAGUGGCAUGAAGAAAAUGAUAUUCUCUUCUGUGCUUUAGCUGUUUGCAAGAAAAUUGCGUACUGCAUCAGUAACUCUCUGGCUACUCUCUUUGGAAUCCAGCUCACAGAGGCUCAUGUACCUCUCCGAGAUUACGAGGCCAGCAAUAGUGUGACUCCCAAAAUGGUUGUAUUAGAUGCAGGGCGCUAUCAGAAGCUAAGGGUUGAGAGUCCAGGAUUCCCUCAUUUCAGCUCUAAUCAGGACCAAAGAUCAAACACACCCACUGGUGACUACCCAUCUGGGGUAAAAAUUUCUGGCCCACACAGCAGUGUCCGGGGAAGAGGGAUCACCCGCUUACUAGAGAGCAUCUCCAAUUCCUCCAGCAAUAUCCACAAAUUCUCCAACUGUGAGACUUCACUCUCACCUUACAUGUCCCAAAAAGAUGGGUACAAAUCUUUCUCUUCCUUAUCUUAAUGAUGGUACUUUUUUCAAUUUCUGGAAAAAUGACAGGCUCAACUUCCCUUCUGACUAAGAUCAUAUUAAACAGAUCACAUCAAUGAUAAAUGUCACUACAGUAAAAACUACUGAAUUUGUAAGGAAAUUCUGUUUCAUAGAUUAAAAAUAAUUGUGGUUGGAGAAGAUCCUGGAACUUUUGCUUUUUUUUUUUUUCUCCUGAAGGCUUGUUCUACUUCCUGAGUGUAGAUUGGGAUUCCAUUAAAAUUUUGAGUCCUAUAACAACAAAAUUGAAAUUUGCAGAGUUGUGCUUUUGGGAAUUUUAUUUUUGGGUAAUCUUUUUCCCCACUGUAAUACAGGUAUUGAAUAUCCAUUAUAAAAGGUU